UUGGGGAAAAGCAAUAAGUAACCAAACCUAGAACUUCAAUUUUCUCGAUCCUUUUAUCAAAUUGAGCUGUAAAUUCAUCAAUUGCAGCUGCGGGAGGAGGAGGACGUGGUGGAGAAUGGCGGAACACUUGGCCUCGAUUUUUGGGACGGAGAAAGACAGAGUGAACUGCCCUUUUUACUUCAAGAUCGGAGCUUGCCGUCACGGCGACCGCUGUUCUCGCCUCCAUACCAAGCCUAGCAUCAGUCCGACUCUGCUUCUCUCCAACAUGUAUCAACGGCCUGAUGUGAUUACUCCUGGCGUCGACGCCCAGGGCCAGCCGAUCGACCCUCACAAAAUGCAAGAGCACUUCGAGGAUUUCUAUGAAGAUCUUUUUGAGGAGCUAAGCAAGUAUGGUGUGAUUGAGAGCUUGAAUAUUUGUGACAAUUUGGCUGACCACAUGGUUGGAAAUGUCUAUGUCCAGUUUAGAGAGGAAGAGCAAGCAGCAAAUGCAUUGAAAAAUCUCACUGGGCGGUACUAUGCAAGACGGCCCAUCAUUGUUGAUUUUUCACCUGUGACUGAUUUUCGUGAAGCUACUUGUAGACAGUAUGAAGAAAAUACAUGCAAUCGUGGUGGCUACUGUAACUUCAUGCAUCUCAAAAGGAUUAGCAGGGAAUUGCGACGUCAGUUAUUUGGGAGGUAUCGCCGAAGGCGCAGCCGGAGCAGGAGCCGAAGCAGAAGCCCUUACAGGCAUCGCAGCCAUGAAGAGCGUUCUCAUCGUCACAGUAGAAGGUAUGAAGACAGAGAUUAUCACCAUGAGAGUCGAAGCAGGAAGCAUAGGAGCACCAGUCCUGACCGUAGGAGGGGAAGAAGUAGGAGCAGGAGUCCAGGUGGCAGGAGAGAUAGAAGUCCUGUUAGGGAUGGUAGUGAAGAGAGACGUGCUAGGAUUGAAAUGUGGAACAGAGAAAGAGAAGAAGCAGAACUAGCGAAUAAGAUCAAUGAUAAUAGCAGCAACAGGAAAAACGAAAGUGAGGACAAUGGGUAUGCACAAAAUGGAGAUCAGUAUUAUGGACAGGAGCCACCAUAUGGAUAUCGAACUGACAGUGGUGGUGUGCAGGUUUACAGUUCUGUGAUAUGGCUUGUGAAAAAAAUAUGCACCCUUUUUUGGCUUUCUGAUUUCAUCAUAUUGUGUCUGUGCUUGAAUGCAUUGCAUGAUCUUUGUUUGAUUGUAGCCAGCCACAGUGUAAAAACUAAUCUGUGUUGUCUGUGCAUCUAUAGCUCAUACUGUCUUACAUCAUCAUUCAUGUCUUUUCUGUCAUAACAAUAGUAGAGAUCAGUUGAUGGUAAAUCUUUUUAUGGUUCUUUAAAAAUUUUUGAAGGCAAUCCAUGUGUUAGAUUUUUUUUUUCUUCAUCCCUGUAAUGGGAACAAUUACUUGAGGAGUUUCAUUGCUCAAUUAUUUAAGGUAAUUUCCGGUGUAAAUUUUGUGUUGGGCAAGUUUUUCAAGCCUGAUAUCUUUUAAACACACUUGAGGGAGCCCUUCACUUUGACAUUUUGAUUGCAUAGACUUGGUGUUUUCGGUUCUGUGUUAGUUGUGAUGUUGUUGCUUGUUGAUCAACUUUACCAUGUCUGUCUCAAUGUCAUUUUUAGCUCAUGAGCAGAUCUUGUCAUGAUUGUUGUAUGUUUUCCUGAGUUUUCCUAGCUUUGUUCCUUUUUUCUUCUUUUAUGUAGAAGCAGAAUGCUUCUAGUAAAUUUAUACAUAACGCAUGGGUAGGGUCUUGUGCAAUUAGUUGUGGUCUUGGUUUAGGACAUCAUUGGGAAGCGUGUUGUAGUAGGAAUACGAGCUGUAAUAAUGCAUGCGGUGUGCAUUUUUCGUUUAUUAUGCGUGUGCAGUGCAUGUUUCUGAAUUCUAUGUGCAGUCAGGUAUUCUGUCACCGCAACAAAACCAGGCUAGUGACCUUGAACUUGUAUUUCUUUGCUCUGAAAUUUACUUUAAAAAGUGUUAUCUUACAGCAUCUCGAGUUUUGCAGGUCCAGGUUUCCCUGCUUAAAAGGACCAAGAAUAUAUUUUAACUAAGGCUUACCAUGGAAUGUGUACAGGUUUUGCCAAGUCAGAGAAUUUGAUCCAACAGGUUUGAUGUGACAGGGAUGUGCAGGAUUUCAAGGGCAUAGAAGACUAAUGGAUGCUAGAGUGCCUUUGGCUCCUGAGCUGAAUUGUUAUGAUGAGCAUAAUCUGUUGUAAACUUUUUCAGGUUGUUUGUGUAGGUUGGCUGAUGGCAAUUGCUGUUUUUCCUUUGUUGGGUUUACGCUCUAGCUAUUCGUAGACUGAACAGUUUCUAUGAAGUUUUUCAUUUUGUACUGGUUUGUAAUCAUAUAAGACGAGCGCAAUCUUGGGAGUUUCUCCUUGGUUUGCUGGUGAGUUUUGCGAGUGUCUUUGCAUUUUUGUUCUGGAGUAAAUAAAUGAAUGGGAUCCCUAUA
This is a messenger RNA of Coffea eugenioides, 2451 nucleotides long. RefSeq names its product splicing factor U2af small subunit B-like. The record is from RefSeq and is a predicted model, not a curated record. Gene Ontology annotation, molecular function: pre-mRNA 3'-splice site binding; metal ion binding. Gene Ontology annotation, cellular component: U2AF complex; spliceosomal complex. The transcript is spliced from 6 exons. Bases 116 to 1297 code for a protein of 393 amino acids. Gene Ontology annotation, biological process: mRNA splicing, via spliceosome. Lineage: Eukaryota; Viridiplantae; Streptophyta; Magnoliopsida; Gentianales; Rubiaceae.